AUGAAGGUCAUUACUUUUCUGCUAACUUUUCUUGUUGUUCAUAGUACUGCUAACAAUGAAUUUUCUUCCUUCGUCAGUCUGGUGAGUCCUAAAGUUGUUCCAUAUUCACUUGGUAUAUUUCAUUUCAAUACUGUUGAACAAGUUAAGUUUUCACUUAACACUAUAUUUCCAACUACAGCACGAAAGGUUAGCGUGACUGUCUUUAUUCGAAGUGGAAUGAAUUCUGGUGAAGCUGCUUUUAAUGUUUGGUUAUGGACUGAAUGUCCUGAAUUAGGUAUUAGAGAUACAAAAUUUAAACGUGGCUAUCGUUACUAUCAAAGUGCUUAUUCAUUUGAUUCGGAAACACUCGAAUUUUUUUAUUGUUCAUCGAAACCUGAUCUUAAUGUCAUUACAGAUAAUCAAGAAAGCAAUGUAUACCUUGAACUAUACGCUAUAGGUUAUACUACAGUUUAA
Rotaria sp. Silwood2 is the source of this 453-nucleotide messenger RNA. Lineage: Eukaryota; Metazoa; Rotifera; Eurotatoria; Philodinida; Philodinidae. The record is from the annotation of a GenBank genome assembly.